This is a messenger RNA of Esox lucius (northern pike), 1549 nucleotides long. RefSeq names its product chloride intracellular channel 3 (gene clic3). NCBI's taxonomy places the organism in Eukaryota, Metazoa, Chordata, Actinopteri, Esociformes, Esocidae. The record is from RefSeq and is marked provisional.
ACAGAAACAGAUAUAGGCUAUAGAGAGAGGGUUAAAGGAUUAAAACAAACCAGUGUGGUUGAUUGCCAUUGAUGAGGCAGCUAGCGUUUAUAUUAACUGCAGUCUGACUUCCAACGCCAGGAGAAACAUUAGGUCCCACAGCUUAAUUUAAACUGUGACCUGGGGUGAUUUGGCCAUUUGGCUGCGGUGGACCAGGACACAGCCGAGGGCGGGUUGACACUGACAACGGUUGUUCCUUUGAAAACAGUAACUCGCUGCAAAGCAUUUAUUAAGAGAGAUGGCAGAGGGCCCUAAGAUUGAACUCUUCAUUAAGGCUAGUGAUGAUGGAGAGAGCGUGGGGAACUGUCCCUUUUGUCAGCGACUCUUCAUGAUCCUCUGGCUAAAGGGUGCCAACUUCACCCUUACCACAGUGGACAUGAAGAGAGCACCAGAAGUGCUGAAGGACCUGGCUCCGGGCUCUCAGCCACCAUUUCUCAUCUUCAAUGAGGAGGUCCGCACCGACACUAACAAGAUCGAGGAGUUCCUAGAGGAGGCACUGGCUCCCCCAAAGUAUCCAAAGCUGUGCUGCCGCUACAAGGAGUCCAACUGUGCUGGAGACGACAUCUUCCACAAGUUCUCUGCUUACAUCAAGAACGCUAACCCUGGACUCAAUGACAUGCUGGAGAAGAAGUUUUUGAAAAGCCUGAUGAAGUUGGAUCAGUACUUGCUGACGCCACUCCCCAACGAGCUGGAUCAAAACCCGCAUGAAAACGAGUCCUCACGGCAUUAUCUGGAUGGGAACACCCUCAGCCUAGCAGACUGUAACCUACUGCCCAAGCUCAACAUUGUGAAGGUGGUGUGUAAGAAAUACCGUGACUUUGAGAUUCCCAAGGCUCUCACCGGUGUGACCCGCUACCUGACCAAGGCCUACCAGCAGGACCAGUUCCGUUACACCUGCCCCAAGGAUUCUGAGAUACUGCUGGCCUACCAGUCAGUGGCCAAAUACCUUAACAAGUAGACAAUGAGAAGACAAGGGCAAAGAGGGAGGCACAGAGAGGAGUAGGAGUUAAAGAAAGAGGGUUUAAACAAGUGAAGAAGGAUUAGGAGCAAUGAUUUGUUGAUUUAAGUGUCUGUGCUCUCAAAACAAGGGAAGUCUGUCUAUUGUCAGUAUGGUAAAGGUUUGCGCCUUAAACUAUGCUGCCUAUUGAGUUUCUGUAAAUAUUUGGAAAGCUUGUUUUAUCACCAACUGUUAAAUGUAUCUUUCAUAUUUUUUAUAGUCAUUUUUUCUUUUUCAUUGCUUAAAAUAAUCUAGAAAUGUGCACAAUUUGUCUGACAAUUUUAAAAAGCUGGAUUUUCAAUUCAUAAGAGACAAAACACUAUGUAAAAUGCAUAAUGCGAAAAAGUAGAGGUACAUUUAGUAACACUGUAUUGUAAGUCAGUUGGUUUUUCAUUUAUCAAUAUUUGUAAUUGUGAAAUUAAGUAGGCCCAGUGAAAUAUAUGUCUCAGCAGACUUUAAUUAAUAAAGUAAAAUCUAAUAGUAAAUCUAAUAAAGUUUACAAAAUAAUUUCAC